Molecule: messenger RNA, 2428 nt
Organism: Enhydra lutris kenyoni (northern sea otter)
Lineage: Eukaryota; Metazoa; Chordata; Mammalia; Carnivora; Mustelidae
Product: zinc finger protein 81
Exons: 4
Coding region: 121-2124 (667 amino acids)
Biological process (GO): regulation of DNA-templated transcription
Source: RefSeq, a predicted model, not a curated record
GGCUGCAGGAGCUGCUUCCUGGCCCCAACAGCUCUCACGGAGUCCACGGACCCCACUUGGCUUCAGGCUUGUGGGAGGAGCAUCAGCAAGAGAGCUGGAGGGCUGAGGUCCAGUGGGAACAUGGCAGCCAACCCCAGCUCUCCUGGGCCAUCCCUGGCUCUGGGCAUGGGGACCUGUGACGACUCCUGUGAGGUCUCUGUGUCAUUCGAGGACGUGACUGUGGACUUCAGCAAGGAAGAGUGGCAGCAACUGGACCCUGCUCAGAGACGCUUGUACCGGGAUGUGACGCUGGAGAAUUACAGCCACCUGCGCUCAGUGGGGUAUGAAGUUCCCAAACCAGAGGUCAUCUUCAAGUUGGAACAAGGAGAGGAGCCAUGGAUUUUGGAGAGAAAAACCCCACAUCAGAGCCAUACGGAUGGGAAGUUUGGGAUUAAGACCUCACAAAAAAGAAUUUCUGGAAAAGCUUCCUUUCAUGGUGAAAUGGAGGGUGAAGAUACAAGAGAUGACUCACUGUAUUCCAUUUUAGAAGAACUGUGGCAAGAUUCUGAGCAGAUAAAAAGAUACCAGGAAAAACAGAGCAAACCUCUGAGUCAUGCUGCUUUCAUCAAUAAGAAAGUACUGAAUACAGAGUGGGAUUUUGAAUAUAAAGACAGUGGAAAAUUUGUUCAUCCAAGCCCAAAUCAUAUUCCUUCACUGAAAAGACCCCAUAAAUGUGACUCAUUUGGAAAGAGUUUUAGGCAUAAUUUAGACAUACAUAUUCCUAGUAAAAAUAAUGCAACGAAGAACUUUGAUAAAAAUACCGGACAUGGUCAAGUUUUCACACAGAGCUCUUCUUAUACUAACCAUGAAAACACUCAUACAGGAGUGCAGUUCUGUGAAAGUGAUCAGUGUGGAAAGGUCCUCAGUCUCAAACAAGCAUUCAGUCACAAUCUGAAAUUUCCUGCUGGGGAGAAAGCAGACAUGUGUUCUGAAUUUGGGAAGAUCUUCACCCAGAAGUCACACCUCUUUCCACCUCAGAGAAUCCACACUAUGGAAAAACCUCAUGAACUUAGCAAGUGUGUAGAUGUGUUUACACAGAAGCCACUACUCAGUAUAUAUCUGAGAGUUCACAGAGAUGAAAAACUCUAUAUAUGUACUGAGUGUGGGAAGGCUUUCAUCCAGAAUUCAGAAUUAAUUGUGCAUAAGAAAACCCACACUAGAGAAAAACCCUAUAAAUGCAAUGAGUGUGGAAAAUCAUUUUUCCAGGUGUCCUCUCUACUUAGACAUCAGACAACUCACACUGGAGAAAAACUCUAUGAAUGCAGCGAAUGUGGGAAAGGCUUCUCCCUGAACUCAGCCCUCAAUGUACAUCAGAAAAUUCAUACUGGAGAGAGACACCACAAGUGUGGGGAGUGUGGGAAAGCCUUUACCCAAAAAUCCACACUCAGGAUGCAUCAGAGAAUUCAUACAGGAGAGAGAUCUUACAUAUGUACUGAAUGUGGGCAGGCCUUCAUCCAGAAGGCACACUUGAUUGCGCAUCAGAGAAUCCACACUGGAGAGAAGCCCUAUGAAUGCAGUGACUGUGGGAAAUCUUUCCCUUCUAAGUCACAACUCCAGAUGCAUAAGCGAAUUCACACAGGAGAGAAACCGUAUAUAUGCACUGAAUGUGGGAAGGCCUUUACCAACAGGUCCAAUCUCAAUACUCACCAGAAAUCUCAUACUGGAGAGAAGUCUUAUAUAUGUGCCGAGUGUGGAAAAGCCUUCACGGACAGGUCAAAUUUCAAUAAGCACCAGACCAUUCAUACCGGAGAGAAACCGUAUGUUUGUGCUGAUUGUGGGAGGGCCUUCAUCCAGAAAUCAGAGUUAAUUACACAUCAGAGAAUUCAUACCACAGAGAAGCCUUAUAAAUGUCCUGAGUGUGAGAAGUCCUUCUCCAAGAAACCACAUCUCAAAGUACAUCAGCGAAUUCACACGGGAGAGAAACCGUACAUGUGUGCAGAAUGUGGGAAGGCAUUCACUGACCGGUCCAAUUUCAAUAAACACCAGACAAUUCACACUGGAGAUAAACCCUAUAAAUGCAGUGACUGUGGAAAGGGCUUCACUCAGAAAUCGGUCCUGAGCAUGCAUCGCAAUAUUCAUACAUGAAAGGAGCCCUUUUUCUUUCAAAUGAGCAAGCCUUAUCACUGAAGUCAGGUCCAAGUGUGUGUUUUAAAAUCCAUCCAAGACAGAUCCUGUAUGAAUACGCUGCGUGAUCCAAAGCAUCCAUGUAGCCUCUCCCACCUGAGAUGAGAAAAAUUAUUCAAAAGAGACCCUCUACGAAUGUGUCGAAUAAAAGGGACUUUCCAUGUUUGCAGGGCCUCACACACUAUAAUAGAAUUCAUACUGGGAAAAAUGCUGUCAGUUUGAUGCGUUCAGAAAAGCCUCCCUAUAGAAAGUAUUAUAAAGCAAA